GUGAGCUGAUCAGAGAGAAAGCAUUCUGCCAGCCCAGCGCCUACAAAUCGCAGUCACUUCCUAACCUCCCCCUUUUUAACAUAUUUGAUCACUUUGAUUCUCUGUUCUCUCUCUUAUUAUUUUUACGCGCAUGAAGGAGGUUCUAUAGGUUGUGAUCUUUUUGUUUUAUUAUCGGUCCUGCUUGCCGGAGAGUUGACUUCAUAUUUGACUCGAGCACAGGCUGCAACUGCGCGCGGCUGCUAGCGCUACCUCAUCUGAAGAAAAGGAAGAAGCGGCAAUAUUUUUUGCCAGUUGUUGGUUUUCUACAAGACUUUACACUGGAACUUCUCUUGUGUCGCAAGUAUCUUUGAAAGCUGCGUGUCUCUGUGCGUCCGAACAUCGCUCCACGCGUGAACUUAUCCGUCCUGCUCUGUUCGUAUCUUCUUCCGCAGUGUUUAUUUUCCAUUUUUUCCUUGAUGGGUUUACUGGAUGGAUGACUGCAAGUGCCCCUGGACUUGGCCUCUAAGAGCAAGGCUGCUAUUCGGCUUGCUUCAGUUUUAACCACAUGCCAGGUAACGCUAUUUUAGUCAAGAAAUAGACUACUGUUUCUCGUCGGUGCGCAACUUUGAACGGACAUUCAGACUCUAACCGACCGUGCCGAUCCUGAAUUAUUUAUUUUACCUUCCUAAGUGAUAGAGGCACCGUGCUGCGUUAUUUUUUGAAACAAAACAUUCCGAAACCAAAAACGGGGAACAAAAAGUUUUUUUAACGUUGACUGAUAGAUAUGGCAAUGGUAGUGUGGAGAGGCUCCCAGGACGAUGUGGCCGAGACCCAUGGCACCCUCUCAUCGCAAACCCAAGGAGGACUAUCCCUUCCGACCCCUCAACCAGGCCAGCUGGGUCUGACGGCCUCUCAGGUUGCCCCUCCGACCCCUCAGACACCCGUUCAAGGACCCCCGAACAACAACAACAACACACAGUCCACCCCGACGAACCAGACGACGCAGAGCCAGUCGGAAAAGCAGCAGCCACAGCAUAUAGAGUGCGUGGUUUGCGGGGACAAAUCCAGCGGCAAACACUAUGGCCAGUUCACUUGCGAGGGGUGCAAAAGCUUUUUCAAACGGAGCGUACGAAGGAACCUCACUUACACAUGCCGUGCCAACAGGAAUUGUCCCAUUGACCAGCACCAUCGCAAUCAGUGUCAGUACUGCCGCCUCAAAAAAUGCCUCAAAGUUGGCAUGAGACGGGAAGUUUCUCUUUUUACUGCAGCCGUGCAAAGGGGACGAAUGCCACCCACACAGCCACACCAUGGUCAGUUCGCCUUGACAAAUGGGGACCCACUGCACUGCCAUUCCUACUUAUCCGGAUAUAUCUCUCUACUACUACGAGCGGAGCCCUACCCAACUUCUCGGUAUGGCAGUCAAUGCAUGCAGCCCAACAACAUCAUGGGCAUCGAGAACAUUUGUGAACUGGCAGCCAGGAUGCUGUUUAGUGCGGUAGAGUGGGCCAGGAAUAUUCCCUUCUUCCCAGACCUCCAAAUCACCGACCAGGUUGCCCUUUUGAGGUUGACCUGGAGUGAGUUGUUUGUGCUCAACGCUGCUCAGUGCUCCAUGCCGCUCCAUGUGGCUCCACUUCUGGCGGCGGCUGGGCUCCAUGCCUCCCCCAUGUCUGCGGACAGAGUGGUCGCCUUUAUGGACCACAUUAGGAUCUUCCAAGAACAAGUAGAAAAGCUCAAAGCUUUGCACGUUGACUCUGCUGAAUACAGUUGUUUAAAGGCCAUCGUUUUAUUCACUUCAGAUGCUUGUGGCCUGUCAGAUGUGGCCCAUGUGGAAAGUUUGCAAGAAAAGUCCCAGUGCGCUCUGGAGGAGUACGUUCGGAGCCAGUAUCCCAACCAACCAACUCGAUUUGGGAAGUUAUUACUGCGCUUGCCCUCUCUCCGUACAGUCUCAUCUUCGGUCAUAGAGCAAUUAUUUUUCGUCCGAUUGGUAGGUAAAACCCCAAUUGAAACCCUCAUCAGGGAUAUGUUGCUGUCGGGGAGCAGUUUUAACUGGCCUUAUAUGUCGAUUCAGUAGGCAGAAGGAAUGAUCAAAGGGGCUGUGACUACAAUAGUUAGCGCUUCUUUUGUAGAAGGAAACGGCUGUUACACGAGUUUACUUUCACGAAGAAAGACUUUCAUACAAUGACUGUGAAUUUUAAAAUUGAGACAUUCAGUGAAGCCUCGAAAUCCAGAGAUUGCUCCCAGUGUCAUUCUGAACAGUUUGUUCUAAUGUUUUUUUUUUAUUGUUUGUUGUUUUUUAUUUUGCAAAAAAAAUAAUAAAUGCAAAAAUGAAGACAUGAAUAACCCACUAAAAUUAAUACAAGACAUAAGAAAAACAAAGGAUUUCUAUAAUCCUCUCAUCAACAGCAAAAUUAUAAAGUGCAUUUAAGCGACAAUUUGGAAAAAUUAGGGAAAGAAGAGUAACGUUCUUUUUUCCCAAAUUGCUAUAUUGUCCUGUGUCCAUGUAUCUAUAGCUGUUUUUGUAAUUUUUGUUCCUCCUUUCUGGUUCCAAACCGGCCUAUGUGAUUCUGUAGUAUGCAGUUGUUGUUUAUUUUUUUUUUUUUUUUAUAAUUUUUUUUUUCUAAUAACCAUGACUUCUUCUGAAACAGUUCAGUAAUGUAAAGACGUUCUUCGAAAAUUCGAGAAUUAAAACUAAAUCCACAGCAAUAUAGGCUAUGCUUAAUGCUGCAAGCGCACUUAACUCUAUGGAUGUCCCUCAAUGAACAAGAGUAGGGAUUAUUUUCAUAAUCGAAUCGAACUUGUAUCCACAAAAUGCCAGAGCACUAUUAAUGUACCAGUGUGUUACUUUUCAUAACACUGAUAAGACAUGCCCCCAAAAAUAAAUAUUCCUCAAAAUGGAUGCAGAAGCAAUACUCAACUCUGCGAAAAACUGCCAUUUGCUUAUAUGCGACACAACAGUGUUUGCAAAAUGUCAUCUUAUCGGUUUUAGAGAGUUACGACCUGCUUCCAUUUUUAUAUUUGGAUUUGGGGAUGAUCGUCAGGUUGUAAUGCAAAAAAGUACUGCAAAGUAUUUGAUUUUACAGUAAAAGAAACCCUCCCACUUAAUAUUUUCAAAUGUAUUACAGACGGUUACCUAAAGUUGCGCCCAAGCGAAUUUUCGCUCUAGUGUUUUGCCACAGUAAACUGUAUUUUGAACGUGAGGAAAUGAUGGGUCAUCAUUCUUUUAAUGAUAAAGCAGCAGUAUUAUUAAGACGUCCCUAUAAAUGCCCCUCAACACUUAAAGCAUUAAAGUGCCUGUACAGCGCAAAUGUGUUAUUAACGGUUACUGAAGUCUAUACACCAUGGGGAACACGCUUAGGAUUUACAAAAUAAGUCUUAUAAUUGUUCAUUUCACUUGAGGGGAAAAACAAGUAGAGGCAGUAUUCUUGUAAAUAUAGGUCAAUUCAUUUCAAGGACUUUUCUUUAUACAGCGUAUAUGUGAUUAAGAAUAAAACUGUGGUUGCCAAUUUUUUCGGUAAUACAAAUGUCUUCAAAUGAGUGACAGACUUAGCUAGUAGCACUGAAAGUUCUGUUUGUAAUGUACAUACAUAUUAAGAGAAAUGUUUUUUUUUUUCUUCUUUUCUUUUUCAUGUAUUUAGACUGUGAAUGCAUGGCCACAGGUCGCUAACCUAUUUUACCUUUGAUAUAUAUAUAAAUAUAAAUAUAAAUGUAAAUGUUUUUGACUGUAUAGAUAUAAUCUGUGCAUUCAGUACACUAGCCCUUGUAUUUAAAACGACAAAAAGGAAAAAAAAGUUCGACGAUAGGUUGACACUUAACAGGGUGAGCUGGUUUGGAAAGGGGUGGCUAUUUUGACUUGGUGUUCUGCUCCUUUUCGGUCUGUAACAGAUGCCUUGUGUGUGUAUGUGUGAAAGCUUGCAAUUUCGUCCUUGUUUUGAGGCUUUUCUUCAACACACAAGACACCAUGUUGUGAUUGGAUAAAAAGGGAUCAUAUUGUGUAGUUGAUUGAACAGUUAUUUUGGGCUGUUCUCUGCCACAUAUGGACCAGUGAAUGAUACAUGAUUGUAAUUAUGAACAGUUUAAACUGACCCACGUUUUUAUAUAAAUAUAUAAAAUAUAUUACUGCAGGGUAUUGAUAACGUAUAGAUACUUUUUUAUUAUUAUUGAUUAUUAUUAAUUGCAAGUGAUAUACGUGAGUGUGUGUGGAAGUUUAUAGUUGAAAACAAUUCUUGUUUGUUUGUGUUAGCUUAUUGUAAACAAGCAUUCUGCUGUAAAUUUGUUCUUGGUAUUAAAUUAUAAUUUAUGAAUUUGAAAUCAAAA
Molecule: messenger RNA, 4293 nt
Organism: Danio aesculapii
Lineage: Eukaryota; Metazoa; Chordata; Actinopteri; Cypriniformes; Danionidae
Gene: nr2f2
Product: nuclear receptor subfamily 2, group F, member 2
Exons: 3
Coding region: 764-2050 (428 amino acids)
Biological process (GO): cell differentiation; negative regulation of transcription by RNA polymerase II; anatomical structure development
Molecular function (GO): RNA polymerase II cis-regulatory region sequence-specific DNA binding; zinc ion binding; retinoic acid binding
Source: RefSeq, a predicted model, not a curated record